Molecule: messenger RNA, 4351 nt
Organism: Callorhinchus milii (elephant shark)
Lineage: Eukaryota; Metazoa; Chordata; Chondrichthyes; Chimaeriformes; Callorhinchidae
Product: WD repeat-containing protein 11
Cellular component (GO): cytoplasm
Molecular function (GO): protein binding
Source: RefSeq, a predicted model, not a curated record
CGGAGUCGGGGUCGGUCGCUGUCCGGGGCUGAGGCUCGAGCUCGGACCGCAAACACCAUGUCGUCGUUCGUCGUCAACAUCAAACUGUCCGCCAGGACCCUGACCGGAGCUCUGAGCGGCCAGAACCGGGGGGCCGUGGACUGGGGUUGGCAGGGACUAUUAGCUGUUGGCUGUCAUUCCCUUGUAUUGAUCAUUGAUCCUCGCACUUCGCAGACUAUCCAAGUGCUGGAACGGCAUAAAGCAAAUGUUGUCAAGGUGAAAUGGGCCAGAGAGAACUACCACCACAACAUUGGCUCUCCCUAUUCCCUGCGCCUGGCAACUGCAGACACCGUAGGAAAGAUCAUUGUAUGGGAUGUGGCUGCAGGAGUAGCUCGAUGUGAGAUUCAGGAGUACACAAAACCCAUUCAGGAUAUGGAAUGGCUGUGGAAUCAGGAUGCCUCACGGGACCUUCUGUUAGCUGUUCAUCCACCGAACUACAUUGUCCUUUGGAAUGCAGAUACUGGUACAAAACUGUGGAAGAAAAGCUAUGCAGAAAAUAUUCUCUCAUUUUCAUUUGAUCCCUUUGAACUAUCAAAUCUAGCGUUGUUGACCAGUGAGGGGAUAGUGUUCGUCUCAGAUUUUUCACCUUCCAAAGCUCCUAGCAGCUCAGGAAAGAAGGUUUACAUAUCCAGUCCUCACUCGAGCCCGGCCCACACAAAACCAGCAGCAACUGGUGCCAAGAAAGCCUUAAAUAAAGUCAAAAUACUCAUCACUAAUGAAAAGCCCAAUGCAGAUUCUGUGACACUGAACGACUGCCUGCAGUUGUCAUAUCUGGCUUCCAAGAGGAACCAUAUGCUGCUUCUAUACCCCAGAGAAAUCUUGAUCCUCGAUUUGGAGGUAAACCAAACCGUAGGAAUAGUGGCAAUUGAACGAACAGGAGUUCCUUUCCUACAGGUAAUUCCUUGCCGUCAGCGAGAUGCUUUGUUUUGUCUUCACGAAAACGGCUGCAUAACAUUGAGAGUCCGCCGAUCGAAUUGCAAUUUGUUGGCUCUCCCUAGUGAGGAACCAGAUCCGGAUCAGCCAGUUCAGGAGCUAACCUAUGACCUUCGCUGUCAGUGUGAUGCAAUCAGAAUCACUAAAACAGUGCGUCCUUUUGGUAUGGUGUGCUGCCCGGUCAAUGAGAAUUCCGCAGCUCUGAUUGUAAGCGAUGGCAGAGUGAUGAUGUGGGAGCUAACAUCUAACCAGCUCUGGCAAAGUACUACCUACAGUCACUCAGGUUCCACUGCCUCCCCUUUGUACCGUCCUGUCGCAUUUUGCGGUAUUCCUGUGGACAUCCAUCAAAAAAAGCUGCCAGAUCUCUCCUUGGAUUCCAUGAUAGGACAAAGCAUGGCGGCUGGUGAAGAGCAAUCUAAGGUUUGCGACCAACAAGAAGUGCAAUUGAAGUUCUUGCUUACCGGCUUUUUGUCAGGACUCCCACUGCCUCCCUUUGUCAUACGAAUGUGCCCACCUCUCACCACCAAAAACAUAAAACACUAUCAGUCUCUGUUGUGUGUGGGCACCAGCAAUGGAUCUAUAUUGGUUUACCAUCUCACCAGCGGAUUGUUGCACAAGGAGCUAAGCAUUCAUUCCUGCGAAGUGAAAGGCAUUGAGUGGGUGAGCCUGACCAGUUUCCUCUCUUUUGCCACUUCAACCCCAAACAAUCUGGGGUUAGUGCGGAACGAGCUACAGCUGGUUGAUCUGCCAACAGGAAGAAGUAUUGCGUUUAGAGGCGAACGAGGCAAUGAUGAACCGCCAAUAGAAAUGAUUAAAGUGUCCCAUCUGAAGCAGUAUUUGGUUAUCGUGUUCAAAGAUAAACCUUUGGAGCUGUGGGAUAUUAGAACGUACACCUUGCUUCGAGAAAUCAAAAACUUUCCCGCAGUGACAGCAUUGGAGUGGUCUCCAUCUCACAACCUAAAGAGUCUACGUAAAAAGCAGCUGGCAGCCCGAGAAGCCAUAGCCAGACAGACUGUUCCAUCUGAUAUGGAAACCAGUAGUAUUGAGUCUUCAAUGAUCAGUUUGCUGCAGGAAGCAGAAAGUAAAUCUGAAAUUAACCAGAAUAUUUCUGCACGGGAGCACUUUGUGUUCACUGAUAAUGAUGGGCAGGUCUAUCACCUCACUGUAGAAGGAAACAUAGUCAAAGAUGGGGCCAGAAUUCCUCCAGAUGGAAGUAUGGGCAGUAUUACUUGUAUUGCUUGGAAGGGAGACACCCUGGUCCUGGGAGACAGUGAUGGCAAUCUGAACUUCUGGGAUCUAAAAGCCAGACUUUCCAGAGGAAUUCCUACUCAUCGUGGUUGGGUGAAGAAGAUCCGUUUUGCCCCUGGAAAGGGAAAUCAGAAGCUGUUGGUGAUGUUUAAUGAUGGAGCUGAAGUCUGGGAUACGAAGGAGAUUCAGAUGGUGAGUAGCCUCAGGACUGGUCGGAAUGUCAACUACAAGAUUCUUGAUGUGGAUUGGUGCAGCUCUGACAAAGUGGUCCUGGCAGCCGAUGAUGGAUGCAUCCGGGUUUUAGAGAUGGCCAUGAAAUCAGCAAGCUACAGAAUAGAUGAGCAAGAGUUAGCAGAUCCACUGUGGUGUCCUUACCUUCUGCUUCCCAGAUGCUGCCUUGCAUUGAAAGCUUUCUUAUUACAUCAACCGUGGAAUGAACAGUAUUCACUGGAUAUUAUGCAAAUUGACUAUUUAGAAAAUGAAGAAGUAAAAUAUCUCAUCCAAGAGCAACUGAACUCAUUGACAAAUGACAUGAAGAGUCUUUUCCUGGAUCCAGAAUUCCACCUGUUGCAGAGAUGCUUGCUAGUCGCAAGGCUGUUUGGUGAUGAGUCAGAACUGCACUUUUGGACUGUUGCUGCUCAUUAUUUACAUAGCUUCUCGCAUGGAAAACAGCAACUUGAACCCAGUACGAUUCCUGUUCACGAGAGCCAAGAAAACCCACUGGAUAUUUGCUGUGACAUACUCUGCGAAAAUUCCUACUUCCAGAGAUCCCAGAUCGAACGGGUUAAUCUACAAGAAGCAAAGAGAACAACUUAUGAUCACACAAGGAAAUGUGCAGACCAAUUACUCUUGCUAGGCCAGACAGACAGAGCAGUACAGCUACUGCUGGAGACCAGCGCAGAGAAUCCAAGCUAUUACUGUGACUCCCUGAAGGCUUGUCUGGUUACAACCAUUACUUCUUCGGGUCCUUCCCAGAGCACUAUAAAACUAGUCGCUACCAACAUGAUAGCUAAUGGGAAGCUAGCAGAAGGCGUCCAGCUGCUUUGCCUAAUUGAUAAAGCCGCUGAUGCUUGUCGGUACUUGCAAACCUAUGGGGAGUGGAAUCGAGCUGCGUGGCUUGCAAAGGUGCGUCUCAACUCAGAGGAAUGUGCAGAAGUAAUAAAGCGGUGGGUAGACUAUCUCUGUUCACCACAGGUGAACCAGAAAUCCAAGGCCAUUCUGGUCUUUCUUUCGUUAGGCUGUUUUAGGAAAGUUGCAGAAAUGCUGCACAGCAUGCGGUAUUUUGACAGAGCUGCACUUUUCCUGGAGGCCUGUCUCAAAUACGGGGUCUUUGAAAUCGAUGAAAGCACAAGGAAAUUUUGCAAUUCAGUGUAUGCAGAUUAUGGAAGGUACUUGAAGAUGCUGAACCUAAGGGAAGGAGCGAUUCUCUUUUCCACAAAGGGAAACGAUGCCGGCUCUGAGUUGCUUAAGGAACUACAGCAGGGUAAAGAAGAUAAAUCCGCUUCUGUUUCAUGACGUGCAAAUGUUCACCUUUGAAAUUAUAACAAGCCCUCUGCAUUUUCCAAGAUUUUAGUUGCAACAGUCUGUGAUCAACAUUUAUGACCAACUUGUAGAAUUUUGAAUAUUAUACGGAGGGUUACUGUUGUGUGAUCUAAAUAAAAUACAUUGCAGUGAAAAUAGUAAACAAAUUAGAUGUACCCUUAACGCUUCACUCUUAACAUUUUCUCACUAAAAAGACCUUUGAUAAUAGCAAGAAUUUAUUCUGUUUUUCAUGAUCUUCACAUUCCCCCUCCUAUAAUACUUUUUAUGAUUCCCAUGAAGCUUUCUACAGUUUUAACUGCAGGGUUUACUUUGUGUUUGGCAACAGAUAAAAAGCAAGCCUCUGAUUGUCUGAUCAAGCAAGAGAAUGCGAUGUGAAUCUGUAGUUAUUUUCUGACUGCAAAUUGUUUUCUGAGUAUAAUUACACUUUAAGGCAUUUAUUUACUGUCUGCUUGAAUACUGAAAAAUGUAUUCAAAUGUGAAAUGUUCUAUUGAUAAAUAAAUCUAAAUAGCGUUUGUAUAUAUUGUAAUUGAAUGUUUAGUUUACCAUGAUUUGCUAAUUCCAAAAGUUAUUAAACAUUUAAAACAUUGA